AUGAUUUAUAGUUUUAUUUGGUUAUUUUUCGUAAACAUGUCACUGUUGAUAAGAUGUGUUAUUAUCGCUUUAGUUGUUACAAAUGUACUUGGCAACAACAAAAACGGUAACGGAAAGAGCAAUGGAAAUGGUAACGGAAAGAGCAAUGGAAAUGGCAAUGGAAAGACUAACGGAAAUGGACAGACUAAUGGAAAUGGCAAUGGAAAAACUAAUGGAAAUGGCAUUGGACAUAGCAAUGGAAAUGGCAAUGGACAUAGCGCUGGACUUACCCCUGGAAAUGGCAACGGACAGGGAAAUGGGAAUGGGCAUGGGAGCUAUGCUCAACCUCCGAUAUCUAGCUCUUUCAAAGACGUAUUCCUCCCUGGUUUAGGGAAGAAACCAACACUCGGAACAACUAGGUCGACUUGCUGGGCUCGAGGUGGCAUAUGUGUGGACAUCAGACAAUGUCCUUCGCUUCACAUGGAUGUCGGAGUGGCUGGGUGCUCUUGGGGGUACAAAGUCUGCUGCAAGGUCCAUAUACUCGGCGCCCCCACAGUCGGUAGUCAACGAAGAUACUCUGUACCAGUUAUAAACAACCUGGAUGAUCUAGGAGCUUCUUUAGAAAUAAUCGCUCUAAGGAACUCGAUGCUACUGUCCAGCUGGCAAUCAAAAAAUGACGAUAUUCACUUAGAUGAAUUGCUCAACUAA
Helicoverpa zea (corn earworm) is the source of this 687-nucleotide messenger RNA. RefSeq lists its product as uncharacterized. Lineage: Eukaryota; Metazoa; Arthropoda; Insecta; Lepidoptera; Noctuidae. The transcript has 2 exons. The coding region runs from base 1 to 687 and encodes 228 amino acids. The record is from RefSeq and is a predicted model, not a curated record.